Triticum urartu is the source of this 1340-nucleotide messenger RNA. RefSeq lists its product as uncharacterized. NCBI's taxonomy places the organism in Eukaryota, Viridiplantae, Streptophyta, Magnoliopsida, Poales, Poaceae. Gene Ontology annotation, biological process: regulation of transcription by RNA polymerase II. The record is from RefSeq and is a predicted model, not a curated record. Gene Ontology annotation, molecular function: RNA polymerase II cis-regulatory region sequence-specific DNA binding; DNA-binding transcription factor activity, RNA polymerase II-specific; protein dimerization activity.
CUCCCUUUCUGACGCCAGCCACCAAGCGAGCGAGCGAUGGUGGCGCCCAACCGGAGACGCGACAGCGGCCGGAAGAAGACCGUCGUCCGCCGGAUCGAGCAAAAGGAUGCGCGGCACGUCUGCUACUCCAAGCGCCGCGCGGGGUUCUUCAAGAAGGCCAGCGAUCUGGCGGUCCUGACCGGCGCCGAGGUGGCCGCCCUCGCCUUCUCGCCGGGCGGCAACGUCUUCUCCUUCGGCCACCCUUCGAUUGACUCCGUCGUGGAACGUUUCCUGGCGGGGCAGGGUGCGGGGGCUGGCGCGAGGGGGAAGGUCGCUGCCGACGACCGCUUGCUGGCGGGGGAGGGUGCUGGCGAGGGCGCGGGGGAGGGUGCUUGGGCCGGCGCGGCGGAGGGUGCUGCCGGCGAAGACAAGAAACUAGAGAAGCUGCACCAGGAAUUCGCCGAGCUGGGCACGGAGCUGGUUGAGGCGAAGAAGCGGGCCGAGCGCACUGAGGAAGCCAUGGCGAAGGAGCGCGCCGCGGGGGACCAGAUAGCAGCUUGGUUCGGCCCCAACGUUGGUGACAUUGGGGACGAGGACAUGGCGGCCUUCUUUGCUGCGCUGAUGCAGGUGAAGGAAGUCGUCUCCGACCGCGCCAACGAUGUUCUCCUCGAGGCGAUGCACCUCGACGUGAGCCGCAUGGCGCAGGUGGCCGCGCCAACGAUCUUCGGUGGCAGCACGUUCGAGUUUGGUAGCAGCAGCGGCACCGCCAACGACGGGAUGGAGUUUCAGUUUCUGGUGCCUCCGCCACAGGAGCAGGGGUUCGAGGCCGGGAUGGACAUGCAGCAGAUGGUGAUGGCGGCGCUGCCUCCGUCUCAGGUGGUCGCCGCCGGGAUGGAUAUGCAGCAGCAGACAGUGCCUUCGGCUCAGUGGGUCGACGCCGGGAUCGAUAUUCAGCAGCAGGUUGUAAUGGAGCUGCCUCCGUCUCAGGGGAUCGCCGCCGGGAUCAAUAUGCAGGUGCAGCAGCAGAUUGUGAUGGAGCUGCCUCCGGCUCAGGGGGUCGCCGCUGGGAUGAAUAUGCAGGAGAUGCCUCCGCCGCCGGGGUUCGCCGCGGGGAUUGAUAUGGAUCAGAGGCAGAUGGCGAUUCCUCAGCCGCCGGGAUUCGACGAUGACAUGUGGAUGGAGAUACAGGAGUUGCUUAUGGCGAUGCCUCCCUCGCCGUAGCUCCCUGCCGGGAUGGAAACGAACGCCGGCUUCCUGUGUCCAUGUAUUGUCGUCUAGUUACAUCUGGAUGCAAUCUUUAGUCAAAUUUUAUGUCGUUUCUUUUUUGUCAAAUAAUUAAUGGCUAAAACUGUAUUGUACUG